AUGGACACAACACUCAAGUACACUGGUCAGGUGAUGAAUUUCUUUGGUCGUGGUGGAGUUGAUAAUAAAAAACGUCGGAAUUUAUUUUCAGGAUUAUUAUUUGAUGAAGAUGAAGAACAACAACAACAACAACCAACAAUUAAUACAAGAGAUAGACGUUCAAUUUCUAAUGCAAGUGCUGAUUCUAAACAACAUCAUUUAGAUCAUCAACAACAAGGCUUGGCAUCACCUACCUCUAUCAGAGAUGGUACAACAAGUAUUAUUGGAGAAAGUGAAAUUAAUUUUGAUGUUAAUGAUUUAGAUAUUACUAAUGAUGAUUUUGAAGAAUUAAUUAGUGAUUUAGAUGGUAUUGAUUUAAAUGAAUUUGUUCAAGAUGAAUUAGUACAAAAGGCUAUUCAAGAUGGUGUUGAUUUGAGAGAAUAUUCUAAACAUAUCGAAGAUGAUUUACGUAAAAUUGAAACUCAAUCUAUUGAUGAUUACUUGGAAGAAAGUGAAAGAUUAGCAGAUCUUCAUAUUCAAUUACAACAAUGUGAUAAUGUAUUAGAAAAGAUGGAAAAUAUGUUACAAAAUUUCCAAGGAUCACUUGGUAAUAUUAGUGAAGAAAUUAAAUCAUUGAGAGAUCAAUCAUUUACAAUGAAUAUUAAAAAACGUAAUAGAGAAACAGCUCAACAAAAAUUAUCAACAUUUGUAGAUAAAAUUGUAAUUCCACCUGAAUUAACUAAAAGAGUAUGUGAUGAUAAUGUAACAGAUACCUAUUUGGAACAUUUAUUAACACUUGAUGAAAAGAAAGAUUAUAUUGAUUCAAUUCAAAGUCAAGUUAAAAGACCAAUUAAAGCUUGUGAUGAUGUAUUACCUAUUUUAGACAAGUUAUGUACCAAAUCAGUUAGCAAAGUUAGAAGUUAUUUAUUACAACAAUUGAAUGAAUUGAAAAAGCCUAAAACUAAUACUCAAUUUAUCAAACAAUUAUUAUUGAAAAAAAAGUAUUAUUUUGAUUUUGUUUCAAAAUAUUCACCACAAACAGGUGAAGAAUUAAUUUCAAUUUAUGAUGAUAUAAUUGGUAGAUAUUAUUUUAAUAGUUUUAAAACUUAUCUAGUUUCUCUAUUGAAAUUAGAACAAAAAGUAGGAACAAGACAAAGUUUAAUUAUUGAACCAACACAAUCAUUAUUAAAUAAUAUAACAAAUAUAACAGUUAUUAAUCCACUUUCAUAUACAACUAAUAUGUUAGCAAAUACAGUUGGAUUAGGUUCAAAAUCAUCUGAAUCAUCAGUUAAAGAUAUGAAUAGAUCUGUUUUUACAUUAGGUGAACGUUUAAAUGUAUUAGAAAAUGCAACAGAUUUAAAUUCACCACUUGUAGUACGUGUUUUAAUUGAACAAAAUAAGAAAUUAUAUAUGGAAGAAAUAUUUAGAUCUGUUCAUAUAUUAUUAAUUAAUACAGCAACAUCUGAAUAUAUAUUUACAUUGGAUUUUUUUAAUAAUGAACAAAUGUUUGAAUCAUUAUUUUCAAAAUCAUUACAAUUAUUAAAAGAUACAUGGAUACAAUUUAUAUCAUCAUCAUUUGAUUGUAUUGGUAUUUUAUUAAUGAUUAGAUUAAAUUAUUUAUUUUCAAGUUUAAUGGAAAAGAGAAAUAUGAAAGUUUUAGAUUCUUAUUUUGAUCAAGUUCAUUCAAUUUUAACUCCUAAAUUAUUUGAAUUAUUUGAAUUAAAUUUAAAUUCAAUUAGAGAAUCAAAAAUUGAUCAAUUAAUUUCAAAAGAAAAAGAUUCACAUACUCUUGCUAAAAGAUUUGCUGAAUUUUCAUGUUCUAUUCAUUUAUUAAAUAAGGAAAAUCCAACUAAAUUUAAACAACAAGUUGAAGAACAAUUAUUAACAUGUCGUGAUUUAAUUCUUAAACAAUUAAUUUUAAUUUCUGAAAAGAUUUUCACUACAAAACAAUUUAAAAAGAAACAAGUUUUUUUAAUUAAUUCAUAUGAUUUAAUUGUACAUCAAUUUAUGCAAUCUAAAAUUGAAGUUUCUGAUGGUUUACAUAUUCAAAAAUUACUUGUUAAACAAGUUGAUCAAUAUAUUGAAUCUGAAUUAUCUGAAUGUUAUGGUAAUAUGAUUAAUUUUAUUCAAUCAACUGAACCAAAAUUAUCUUUAAAUAAUUUAAAUAAUAAUUCAAAUAAUUCAAAUAAUAAUGGAAAUAAUGAAACAAUUGAUUUAAAUAAGAAUUUUGUACAAAAUAGAGCCAAAGUAGAUUGUGCUGAAAUGGAAAAUAUUGCCAAAGAUUUUGAUAAAAAUUGGAAACAAGGAAUUUCACAUAUUAAUUCAAAUGUACUUCAAAACUUUUCAAAUUUUAAUACUGGAAAGGAAAUUUUACAAAAAGCAUUUUCACAACUUGUUUUAUAUUAUACUAGAUUUACAAAAAUUGUAUCAUUAUGUUAUGGUGAUAAUCCUCCUUUCCGUUCAAGUAUUAUUGCCACUCAGAAAAUCUUGUACGAAUUUAAAAAGUAUAUCCAAGAUUUUAAUUAAAUUUAUUUUUCAUUCAAGUAUGUAUAAUAAAAUUGUGUGAAAUUUU
Molecule: messenger RNA, 2551 nt
Organism: Naegleria gruberi
Lineage: Eukaryota; Heterolobosea; Eutetramitea; Acrasida; Naegleriidae
Product: Vps52/Sac2 family protein
Exons: 2
Coding region: 1-2505 (834 amino acids)
Biological process (GO): retrograde transport, endosome to Golgi; Golgi to vacuole transport; endocytic recycling
Cellular component (GO): GARP complex
Molecular function (GO): syntaxin binding
Source: RefSeq, a predicted model, not a curated record